CCAGCUGAGCUGAAGCAUUAAUGAAGAAAGCCCUGAUCCUUCUGAGGUUUAUUUACUCUGACUGGACCCACUAAAUUCAAUAGAACUACUCAAGAGUACUCAGACACAGGCGGUUGUGUCACUCCCUGUGGAGGAGAGGCUUUAGUUUGCAGUCCCUGUGAAACAGUAACUUUUUCAGGACAUGGAAAGUUGUUCUCUCUCCAUAGAGCUGAAUUCCAUGAUGUUGAGAGGAGUCGCUCACGGUGCAAAAGACACAUUUACUCUUCUGUUGGCAAGAUGGCAGUACCGUUACCCAGGAUGGAAUUUUUCAUCAGUAUGGAAUGAAGUAGCAAAGAGAAGCUUCCUAAUACAUUCCACUUACACAACUGAUACAAAAUCAAGAGAGGAAAAUAAAAAAACCAUUGAGAGUCUCUACAGAUUUUCAGUUGACAUUAAGAAAAUACGCAGACUAAAGGAAUGGGUCCUUCUCCAGGAUACGGCCUACGUUAAAGAAAUUGCUGGUAUCUUAAAAGAAAUGGGAGCAGAUGAGACUGCUGUAGCCAACAUUUUAGAACGCUGCCCAGAGGCAAUUCUCCAUACCCCUGCAGAGAUAAACUCUCAGAGAGCUCUAUGGCAAUUAGUAUGCCAGAAUGAAAAACAGUUGAUUAAAUUAAUAGAGCAAUUUCCAGAAUCUUUUUUUACUACUGAAUAUCAUGAGAACCAGAAGGCAAAUAUACUGUUUUUUCAAGAGCUGGGACUUAAGAAUAAUAUAAUCACCAGGUUCCUGACAAGCGCACCCAAUAUUUUCUAUAAUCCUGUUGAGAAAAACAAAAACGUGAUAGAGACAUUACAAAGAAAUUAUUUAAGUUUAGGAGGUUCUCAUGAAAAUAUGAAGACCUGGAUACUGAAGCUAUUGAGCCAAAAUCCAUUUAUUUUAUUAAAUACAUCCACUGCAAUCCAGGAGAACUUGGAAUUUCUCCAGAAGAAUGGUUUUACUGACCCUGAAGUUCUACAGCUGCUGUCCAAACUUAAAGGUUUCAUUUUUCAACUUACUUCUACUACUAUGCAGGAGAGUAUGCUUUUUUCCAAAAAUGUCUUUCAGUGCAGUGAUCAAGAAUUAAAACAGCUAGUGCUGAAAUGCCCAGCGCUUCUCUACUACUCUGUUCCGGUUCUGGAAGAAAGACUUGAAGGACUACUGAAGGAAGGAAUUUCUGUAGCGCAGAUUAGAGAGACGCCAAUGGUGCUGGAGUUGACAACGCAAAUCGUUCAGUACCGAAUUAAAAAACUCGCUGCUUUGGGAUAUGAUAUAAAGAGUGGAACUCUAGAAAGCCUGAAUGGUACUAAGAAAGAUUUUGAAGUCAGUUAUGGUAAAAUACAAUCAAAGAAGGAGAGGCCAAUUUUUAAUCCCGUUGCUCCUAUACACAUUGAAGAUUAAUUUGAAUGCUGUGCUUUAAAUUUUGCAAAAGAAAAUUGUGAAAAAGAGAUGUUGAUUCUUUGAGACGAGCCAGAACAAAAGUAAUCUCAACCAGACUGUAGUCUUACACUGUACUUUGUCCUGGAGUGGGUCUUAGGCACAAAUUCAUUAUACAAUUGUAGAUUUCCGAUGUGUUCAAAUGGUAUCAUAGAACCUGGUUACGAUAAAUGUGGCCU
Messenger RNA from Athene cunicularia (burrowing owl), 1629 nucleotides. It is a transcript of the gene MTERF2, whose product is annotated as mitochondrial transcription termination factor 2. Gene Ontology annotation, biological process: regulation of DNA-templated transcription; termination of mitochondrial transcription. The record is from RefSeq and is a predicted model, not a curated record. The transcript has 2 exons. Lineage: Eukaryota; Metazoa; Chordata; Aves; Strigiformes; Strigidae. Bases 182 to 1414 code for a protein of 410 amino acids. Gene Ontology annotation, molecular function: double-stranded DNA binding. Gene Ontology annotation, cellular component: mitochondrial matrix.